AUGGCUUCGCCCAAACAGGUGAAGAACAAGCAACACUCGGAUAAUUCAUCCUCAUCCGAUCAAGCUGAAAUUGCGAGUCCGACCGACGACUUUUUUGUGGACUUGGAGGACCUGCGUCCGCUCCACUACAAGGACAACGACGACGGCGAAUCUGCCACCAUUUCAGGUAGCACCAAGCGUGAUUGCGACGUCAAGGCUCACGCUCAAGUCGAUGCUCUCCCCAGAGCCAGCGACGAGUACGGUACUCUAGAGUUGGGGAGUAUCCCGUUACUGCCUACAGGGGCUUCUUUGGACGCGCACCUGGACGUGGACGAUUCGGAUGCGGACUCGUAUCUGAGUGACUAUGAUGAUCAUCGUUCAGGGCCUCGUAGGUGGAAUCCGCCGCUGUCGUGCACGCGCGACGGCUUCCUGACUUGGUUACGAGGUCCACAGCCACCUCAUGUGUAUCGAAUUCAUCCUUGGUUUCCGCAAUGGCAGGCUGCACCGGCGCGUUUCGUGGACCGUUGGGCUCCCAGGCGACAGAUGAAGAUUGCCUUGCUCGCGGGAGGCCUGAUCUUCUGGACUCUUGUCUUUUUCCUCUCCUUGAAGGCUGCUGUCGCGGGUCAGACAAUCCCGGGGUACGGGAGCCCGGUCAAGAUUUCGUGUCAUCAUCGGCUGUGGGCCAAUGCCACGGAAUGCGGCCUGAAUGGAGAUCUCUGCCGUCCAUUUGACGAGCAGUCCUUCGCCUUCAGUUGCCCUGCUGGGUGCUCCACUGCCAUCGUGCUGGAGCCAUACAAUAUUGGCAAUCGAUCGUAUAACUACCGUCAACUUGUGAUUGGAGGCAAGCCAUUCCGCGUUGAUGCCCACAAAAGUGGUCUCUAUCGUGGUGACUCGUCCAUCUGUGCCUCAGCAUUGCAUGCCGGUCUCAUUAGCGACGCAAAGGGUGGAUGCGCGAUCCUUCAUCGUCGCGGUGAGCGAGCUGAUUUUCAAAACUUUACCAAGAAUGGAAUUGAAAGUAUCGCAUUUCAGCCCUCGUUCCCAAUGUCAUUUAUCCUGACACGGCAAACGACUCCUUCGCCGGGAUCGGACGAAGGAAAGCUGGUGGAGUGCUUCGAUGUCCGGUGGUCCCUGUUUGCAUUCACCGUCGUGAUGACCACGAUCUUCUCCAUGACCAUCACUUCAGCGCCGGUCUUCUACAGCGUUACGUUCUUCGUUGUGUGGUUCCAGGUCGCCAUGGCAUCGGACCCUCCUGGAUCGAAUAGCUUCUACGGCUUGCUGCAGGUUGGUCUGGGCCGAUUCCUUCCCGGUGCGUUUGUGGGUUUCGCAUUAUAUUACUUCUCCGUUCGGAGGACAUUAGGCGACCUCGACGCACAUGCGGAUAAAACCGUCCUCUGGCUGGGAGCAUGUUGGGUGGGCGCCUUGAAUAACGACACCUUUGACCGCAUACCCAUCUCACGCUUGACCCCCCACGACCUCAAACAGCAACCGGGGGCCAUCACGGCGUUGGUGAUCAUCAUUGGUGUCCUCGUGGUAUCCAUCGUCGUCCAGGCGCAUUGCUUCCGUCGGGAGGGCCGUCUACCGCGCAUGCUGGGACUGUACGGCAUCAUGGCCCUCUGCAUCAUUGUCCUCUUACUAGUGCCCAAGAUGAAUCUUCGUCUCCAUCACUUCAUCCUUGCCCUACUUCUCAUCCCGGGAACCACCCUCCAAACGCGCCUCAGCCUCUUAUUCCAGGGCCUCCUACUAGGCUUAUUCAUCAACGGAAUCGCUCGCUGGGGCUUCGACUCCAUUCUUCAGACCCCCGCCUCACUCCUGGGAGACGGACGUCUCGGCACAAAGCCUCCCCCGGUAAAUCCACCACACAUCGAGCACAGGAAUCACCUGACUUUUUCCUUCCCCGAUCUGCCCCCGCACGUCGACGGAAUCGGUGUGAUUGUCAACGACGUCCUUCGGUACCAGGGCAUGAAGGCCAAAGACAAUAGCUCCGUGCCGGACUUUGAGUGGUCGCGACUACAACCCAAUCAACCCGAGUACUUUCAGCUCGGCUAUGUACAUUCGAAUGCGUUGGGGGGACAAUGGUACGAGGACUUUUCUGUGCCUUCGACCUGGGCUGUGAGUGGGGACUUCUUUUAUCCAGCGUAG
This is a messenger RNA of Penicillium diatomitis, 2118 nucleotides long. RefSeq lists its product as uncharacterized. The transcript has 2 exons. NCBI's taxonomy places the organism in Eukaryota, Fungi, Ascomycota, Eurotiomycetes, Eurotiales, Aspergillaceae. The record is from RefSeq and is a predicted model, not a curated record. Bases 1 to 2118 code for a protein of 705 amino acids.